AUGGUGGUUCUCAUUUGCACUUCUUUUCCUUACUCUCUCGAAUUCGUUGCCCUGUGGACAACACUUUUUAUUGACGGUGUCGAAUGGGCUGGACUGAAAUUCUUUCAGAUUACACCAAGUUGGCGUACCCAAAUCAAAUCGUUUCCAGUGGGUACAAUGGGGGUCGGGCGGGCGGAUCAACAACCGUCAACCUUUCCAACUGCUCCCUCAUCCGGUGUCACAUCUGAUGGAAUCAGAUGA
Echinostoma caproni is the source of this 240-nucleotide messenger RNA. The record is from the annotation of a GenBank genome assembly. Lineage: Eukaryota; Metazoa; Platyhelminthes; Trematoda; Plagiorchiida; Echinostomatidae.